Lemur catta (Ring-tailed lemur) is the source of this 2728-nucleotide messenger RNA. RefSeq names its product polypeptide N-acetylgalactosaminyltransferase 11 (gene GALNT11). The record is from RefSeq and is a predicted model, not a curated record. Gene Ontology annotation, biological process: regulation of Notch signaling pathway. The transcript has 12 exons. Gene Ontology annotation, cellular component: Golgi apparatus. Gene Ontology annotation, molecular function: Notch binding. Bases 185 to 2011 code for a protein of 608 amino acids. Lineage: Eukaryota; Metazoa; Chordata; Mammalia; Primates; Lemuridae.
CCCGGGUGCUCGGCCGCCCGGGCCGCGCUUGCCCCCGGCAGCUCCGCCCGCCGCGCUUCCUGCGGCUCGGACUGGGGCUCUGGCGGGAGGGACGAUGCCACCGCGCGAGUCACGGAAGGCCGCGGUCCUGGGCUACUGGCGUCGCGGAAAUUGAAAAUGGCCCAUCAGCUAUGCUAGGUCUAUAAUGGGAAGUGCCACAGUUCGAUACUUCUGUUAUGGGUGCCUUUUUACAUCCGCGACCUGGACAGUUUUACUUUUUGUUUAUUUCAACUUCAGUGAAGUGACUCAGCCACUUAAGAAUGUGCCCAUCAAGGGGUCUGGGCCCCACGGACCAUUUCCAAAAAAAUUCUAUCCGCGUUUCACUCGAGGUCCAAGUCGAGUAUUAGAGCCACAGUUCAAAGCGAACAAAAUUGAUGAUGUGAUAGAUGGUCAUAUUGAAGAUCCAGAAAAAGGCCACCUGAAAUUCUCUUCUGAAUUAGGUAUGAUUUUUAAUGAACGCGAUCAGGAAUUGAGAGACUUGGGCUAUCAGAAACACGCCUUUAAUAUGCUUAUCAGUAACCGCUUGGGCUACCAUAGGGAUGUGCCGGACACAAGGAAUGCCGCAUGUAAAGAACAGUCCUACCCGACUGACCUGCCAGUUGCUAGUGUUGUUAUUUGUUUCUACAAUGAAGCUUUUUCCGCCUUGCUGCGGACAGUGCACAGCGUCAUAGACCGCACUCCAGCACAUCUUCUUCAUGAAAUCAUCCUCGUGGAUGAUGAUAGUGACUUUGAUGAUUUGAAAGGAGAACUAGAUGAAUAUGUUCAAAAAUACCUCCCUGGAAAAAUUAAAAUAAUAAGAAAUACAAAGCGUGAGGGAUUGAUUCGCGGAAGAAUGAUCGGAGCAGCCCACGCGACAGGAGAAGUGCUCGUGUUCCUGGACAGCCACUGUGAAGUGAACAUGAUGUGGCUGCAGCCCUUGCUGGCCGCCAUCCACGAGGACAGGCAGACCGUGGUGUGCCCGGUGAUCGACAUCAUUAGCGCUGACACCCUGGCCUACAGCUCGUCCCCUGUUGUCCGUGGAGGGUUCAACUGGGGACUGCACUUCAAAUGGGAUCUUGUUCCCCUUUCUGAGCUAGGAGGAGCAGAAGGAGCCACUGCACCCAUAAAGUCACCUACAAUGGCUGGAGGAUUAUUUGCCAUGAACAGACAGUAUUUCCAUGACCUUGGGCAGUAUGACAGUGGCAUGGAUAUCUGGGGAGGAGAAAAUUUAGAAAUAUCAUUUCGGAUCUGGAUGUGUGGAGGGAAGCUCUUCAUCAUCCCUUGCUCCAGAGUGGGACACAUUUUCCGGAAAAGGCGACCCUAUGGCUCUCCUGAAGGCCAGGACACCAUGACACACAACUCUUUGAGGCUGGCACAUGUCUGGUUGGAUGAAUACAAGGAGCAGUAUUUUUCCUUAAGACCCGAUCUCAAGACUAAAAGCUAUGGAAAUAUCAGUGAGCGUGUUGAAUUGAGGAAGAAGUUGGGUUGCAAAUCAUUUAAAUGGUAUUUGGAUAAUAUUUACCCAGAGAUGCAGAUAUCUGGGCCUCAUGCCAAACCCCAGCAACCCAUUUUUAUCAACAGAGGGCUGAAACGUCCCAAAGUCCUUCAACGUGGAAGGCUCUAUCACCUCCAGACCAACAAAUGUUUGGUGGCCCAGGGGCGACCGAGUCAGAAGGGAGGCCUAGUAGUGCUUAAGGCCUGUGACUAUGGUGACCCAAAUCAGAUCUGGAUUUAUAAUGAAGAGCAUGAAUUGGUUUUAAAUAAUCUCCUGUGUCUAGAUAUGUCAGAAACUCGCUCAUCAGACCCACCACGGCUCAUGAAAUGCCACGGGUCAGGAGGGUCCCAGCAGUGGACCUUUGGGAAAAAUAAUCGGCUAUACCAGGUGUCAGUUGGACAGUGCCUGAGAGCGGCGGAUCCACUGGGUCAGAAAGGCUCUGUUGCCAUGGCAAUCUGUGAUGGCUCCUCCUCACAGCAGUGGCAUUUAGAAGGCUAAGGUGGGCGCCGUGGCUGGAAUGGGGGUUCACUGGGCUUUGCUUCCUCUGUGAACCAUCUUGGAGAGAUGACCAUUUCCCUGUCCUGGACAUGGCAGAUCGGAGAGACCACAGGUGAAGAAGUGUGUUUCACCAAGACAUUAAGCAUCUUGGAGAGAUGACCAUUUCCCUGUCCUGGACAUGGCAGAUCGGAGAGACCACAGGUGAAGAAGUGUGUUUCACCAAGACAUUAAGCAUCUUGGAGAGAUGACCAUUUCCCUGUCCUGGACAUGGCAGAUCAGAGAGACCACAGGUGAAGAAGUGUGUUUUACCAAGACAUUAAGAUCAUUUUUGAGCUGCUAGUAAAGAAUUUCUUGAUUAUAGAGGGAAAUCAGAAUAUAAUUUUAAAGACUUAGGUUUGUGCAGAAGGACAAAACCCAAGAAAUGGACAUUUCUAUUCAAAUUUAUUUAUGCCUCUUUUUACAUUUCCUUUAACGGAAUGGUUUUUAUCUGAUCAGGAACUUAGAAGACUUCAUAAGAGACAAUUUGUUUUACUUCUAUCAUUUGUUUAAUAUGUUCUAAAUAGAUAAUUUAAAGAAACUGAAUCCACAUUACUUUUCGCUUCAGAAGGCAUCAUUUAUAAGGCAAUAUUUAAGAGGCAGUUGACUAUUAUAAAUUAUUUUGAUGAAUUAUUAUGAUACUAUCUAUAUUGAAAAUAAAGGAUCCUCUUGAGUAUUUAA